AGCAGUGUAUAAUUUCGAAAAAAUAGUGAGAUCGGAACUUAUUAUCAGGCUUUUAGCAUUUCUGAAUUUCUGUUCACUAAUUUGUGGGGACGUAAGAGACUAAGUGGCCGUUGUUGGUAGGAAUAAGACUGAGUUUUCUGUUGUGAACAAUAGGACAUGCGUACGCAUUCAAAUUGUGUUGAACAAGAACAAUUGUAACAUGCAGUACUGGUGGAAUAUGCUGGUGCAUAGUUUCGUCCGGGAGUUUAGUAGCUGAUGUGUUGGUUUUACUAGAGCAAUAUUGAUAUAUGAAUCAAUCGGAUACGAGAAUGGAAGGCAGUGAAUGGGAGACGAGCUACUCAAGGGUCCACAAGUUCCCGCAGUAGAGUAAAGAAGAAGAGAAGAUAGAGAAGCUUUGGGCUAUGGCUCAUUCUCUAACCUCGUCGCCGGCUACUGCAACAACGCCAAUAUCAGCAAGGACCAAGAGCAGCGCCCAUUUUCCGUCGUCUAUCAAAGUUAAGGCCUGCCAUCAAGUCUCAGAUGGUCCCAACAAACUUGUUCACCGCAGGGCUGCGGGCUUGGGUUUGGCUGGUGCCGUGGUGAGCUUUAUCGUUGGUGACCGGAGUGCCAAUGCAGCUGCCAGAAGGCCGCCGCCGCCUACGGUUGACGAGAAGGAGAAGAAGGAUCCCAAUGUGAGUGGUGCGCUUGCAAAAGUGUUGGCUAGCAAAAAGAGGGAAGCCAUGAAGGAAGCGGUGGCUAAACUAAGAGAGAAAGGAAAGUCUAUUCCACAGUAGUCUGAUUAUAUCUCUGUCCGGAAAAAAAGAGUGCUUUUCAUUUUCUCAUGCAAAUCAAACAACAUUAUGAACACUGAUCAAUUUCCAUUUGUCUGCCCACUCUCAAGUCUCAACCAUGCAAUCUCCAUUCAUUGUGAUCUGAAAUACCAACAUAUGUACAAAAGAGCUCGUUAAGAUGAAUCUUUGUUCUUUGUCUAUUAAUCAAAUGGAAA
Argentina anserina (silverweed cinquefoil) is the source of this 985-nucleotide messenger RNA. RefSeq lists its product as uncharacterized. The record is from RefSeq and is a predicted model, not a curated record. NCBI's taxonomy places the organism in Eukaryota, Viridiplantae, Streptophyta, Magnoliopsida, Rosales, Rosaceae.